UUCUUGGGACUCGGGAUUUUAUUUUGGAGAACCGCGUACCGGAAGCGGCUCUUAUUGCAGUGAACUUGUCGCAGGCGGAAGCAGCUGAACCCGUGAGAGUGAAUCUCGGGUGUGUGACCGGAGCUCCGGUGAUCCAUCCAUGGACUGAACCGGCUAUCAGUACCGUGUUGAUCCGGUUUGUUCCGGACUGUUCUGAUGUGACGGACUACUCCUGUCCCGGUGUGACCGCCCCCGCCCCACUGUGGCGGCCCGUUGUUAGCUGUUAGCCUGUUAGCUUCAGAGUGAGUUCAGUCAGAGUUUAGUUUGAGGGUAAAAGAUGUCGGGGGCAGACCUGAGGGGGCAGUUCCUCUACCACCUGCCCUCCUCCGUCCUCUGGGAGUUCUGUCGGGUCAUGGACGGCCUGUCAGACCUGGACUGGACCCGCUUCGCCUCAGAGGUCCUGGGCGAUCAGACCGCCGUGCGAUUGGCUGAGAGGAAGGAGAGGAGGACUGACUGGGUGAUGAACCAAUGGGAGAACAGGAAUGGCAGAGUUGGGGAGUUGAUCGACCUAUUAGAGCGUCUGCAGCUGUUACGUCCCCGUGAUGUCAUCCUGGGGUGGACAUCCAGUCCAAGGCCGUUCUCCUCCCUCCCUCCUCCUCCUCGUCCCCCUCCUGCUUCUCAUCGUCCUCACGUCUCCCUCCCUCAGUUCGACCCCCCUCCCAAACCCUAUGAGGCCACGCCCACACUGAGCACCCUCAGACUGACCACGACAGCAGAUGAAGGAGGAGUAGGAAGACCACUACCUGGACCUGACCCGCCCCCCAUCGGUCUGAAGACUGAACCGCACCGCCCCCCCCCCCAGCCCUCCCAGGUGGUGGCCUGCGGCAGUGGAGGCCGGGUGAUGUGCUGGUCGUUUGAAGAGGUGCAUGCUGGGACAGAUGGGUUCUCCCCCUCCCUGCAGGUGGGGGAGGGGGGUUUUGGAGUCGUGUAUAGAGCGACUCUGAACAACACGGACUGUGCUGUGAAAAGACUGAAACAGGACGGCCUGUUGGACCUGACUCUGCUGACGAACAGUUUCCAGACUGAGGUGGAGAACCUGUCCAGGUUCAGACACCCCAACAUCGUGGACCUGCUGGGCUUCAGUGAAGGAGGAGGAUCAGUGUGUCUGAUCUACAGCUACAUGGUCAACAGAUCCCUGGAGGACCAACUACACAAUGAGUGUGUGGUUCUCUCCUGGUCUCACAGAGUCCGGAUCAUGGAGGAGGUCUCUACAGCUCUGCAGUUCCUCCACUCGCCCCCCGACGGGCACAAACCGCUCAUCCACGGAGACGUCAAGAGCUCUAACAUCCUGUUGGACCGUCACCUGGUGGCAAAGCUAGCAGACUUUGGUCUGGCUCGGUUGGCGUCUGGCAGCUCGUCGGGACGCUCGGUGACUCAGACGGCGUCGGUCGGUAAAACUGAGACAGUCAGAGGAACGCUGGCAUACCUGCCUGACGAGUACGUGAGGAACAGAGAGCUGGGCCCCGCUGUGGACGUCUUCAGCUUCGGAGUGGUGUUGUUGGAGGUGCUGACUGGUCGUCGAGCUCUGGAGAAAGACAAGAAGUUAGGAGAGAGAUAUCUGAAGGACCUGGUGGAGGAGGUGUCGUACACUCUGUCUGGUUCAUCUACAGCAGCCUGGAGGAAACAUUUGGACCAGCAGCUGAUCACAGGGGGCGCUGCUGAUCCUCCUGCCUGUAUGCAGCUGGUGUCUCUGGCCUGCACAUGUUUGGAUAAGAAGAGGAAGAAGAGACCGGUCAUGACCGAGGUGUUUCACAAACUUCAGGAGAUCCACAGAGAGGUGAAGACGACCGGCUCCUCCCGCUCCUCCCCCCGCCUCCAUCACCCCCCUGCCCCCUCCCAGGCCUUCCCCCGACCCCCCUGCUCCCUGGACUCCAGUGUGGGAGCUCUGUCCAACCAGCUGUCCAGACUGGGACCGCUGGAGGACACCUACCAGCCCUCCUCCUCCUCUCUCUGCGCACUCACCCUCCCUCACCCGCUCCACUCCUCCUCCUCCUCCUCGUCCUCCUCGUUCGUCGGUCCAUGUGAAACUGACGAGAGUCGAGGUUUGUCCCAGUUCAGAUCAAACGGGACCAGCUCCAGGUCUCUGUCCCCGUCCUCCAGAGACCAGUAUCACUGUCCAACCCCAUUCAGCCAGCCCUCCGUCUCCACUGAGGACCAGUACCAUUUCCCCCCUCUGCCCAGCAGCUCCAGGGACAGAUCCGGGACUGGGGCCCUCACAGGACCAGGGACCACAGGGGGGGGCACAGGGGGGGCGACAGUGAGGCUCUACAAUGUCCCAGGAUCCCUGUCUCCCGCGGGGUCCCUGCAGUCGUCGUCCCCAGGGCCCUCAGUUGAUGUGAAUCCCAGUAAGCAGCGUUUCCUGGAGAAGAAAACACUGUAUGAGGAGGGACAGAUCCAGACUCCUGAGCUGCUGUCGUCUGACGACCUCUAUGGGGGAGUCAGCGCAGAGUCCAGAGGACCAGAGGAGAGUGAUGAGUUGGAUUAUCUUCCUGUCAAACACCACUGAUGGAUUGACUCAUCGUGAGCAGAGGUCACAUGACGGCGUCUCGUCUCCAGGACCAAAGAGUCUGAUGCACCCUGUCGACCUGCAGGUGGCGCUGUGUCUCAGAUACCUGUUGAAUCCGUUAACUGUGCAGCAGUGUUUAAACCCAGAGAGAGCUUUUUAUAAAAAUCCGCUCAAACAGACGCCACAAUCAUUUCACUCUGAAAUCACAUGAAGGUACCACGGACUGAGCACCUGUCACCUGCCCAUGCUGAUCACGUUGAUCAUUGAUCAGCUCCAAUUAUUUAUUCCCAUCUGGUCACAAAGACAAACAUUUAUUAUCUGAAACACAGAACUCACAGUAUUUACACUUUAUUAUCAGUGACUCUCUCAUUCAGUGUCAUUUUUAACACUUUGCUUUUUAUAGAUUUUUCAGAGUUGAUAAAAAUAAACUGUCAUCAUGAUGAACA
Molecule: messenger RNA, 2991 nt
Organism: Lates calcarifer (barramundi perch)
Lineage: Eukaryota; Metazoa; Chordata; Actinopteri; Centropomidae
Gene: irak1
Product: interleukin-1 receptor-associated kinase 1
Exons: 15
Coding region: 317-2545 (742 amino acids)
Biological process (GO): protein phosphorylation; signal transduction
Cellular component (GO): plasma membrane
Molecular function (GO): ATP binding; protein binding; protein kinase activity
Source: RefSeq, a predicted model, not a curated record